AUGUGCGUGAACUACGCCUACGAGUGCGGACUGCCGCCAGAGAUUCCUCUGGCCCAGUAUAUGCUACAUAGACUGCGGCAGCUGGGCAUCGCUACUAUAUUCGGGGUCCCAGGUGGAUUCAAUGUGCCCUUGUUGCGCGAGAUAUGCAAUGUACCGCAGAUGAAAUGGGCGGGAAACACUAACGAACUUAACGCGGCAUACGCUGCUGACGGAUACUCGCGCAUAAAGCACCUAGCGUGCCUCGUGACAACGUUUGGCGUUGGCGAGCUGUCCGCCGUCAAUGGCGUCGCCGGCUCCUUUGCAGAGCACGUUGGGCUCUUGCAUUUCGUCGGGAUGCCACCUCUGGCCGCGCAAAGGAGGCGGCUUCUUUUGCAUCAUACUUUGGGAAAUGGAAAUUAUAAAGUUUUCCAUCGACUAGGAAGCGACGUUACACAAUACACAUCAGUUCUAACUGACACCGAAACUUGCUCUAAAGAAGUUGACAAAUGCAUAUCCAUAGCUUUCACGAAGCAGAGGCCCGUGUACUUGGGAGUACCCACUAACAUAAGUGACACGCUGGUGAGCUCCGCUCUCCUGAACAUCCCGUUAGAUCUUUCUGCUCACGAAGGCAACACCGAGGUGCAAGAGGACUUUGUGAAUGCGAUUCUCAGUGCAAUGUACAAAUGCAGAAGUCCUGCGAUUGUUGUUGAUGCAUGUGUUUCGAGACACAAUGUGGUAGCAGAGGUCAGACAAUUAGUGGAGCUUACUCAGUUUCCUGUUUUUUGCACCCCGAUGGGGAAGGGGGCCAUCAACGAGCAUCAUCCUCGGUUCGGCGGCACAUUCGUGGGGUCGAUAUCCCCACCACAAGUGCGUGAGGUGGUUGACUUCAGUGAUUUUGUCCUCGUCGUAGGCGCUUUGUUGUCAGACUUCAACAGCAGCUCAUUUCACUUUGCGUACAAAGCAAAAAACACCGCGCUUUUGUUUUCUAGCUAUGCGAGGCUAAAAAAUGCCAUGUAUCCAGACCUCGAGCUGAAGACAGCGCUCCGCGUGCUUCUAACAAAGUUAGAUCCCUCGAAGCUAAGGUAUAGGCCAGAGGAGGUCCCCGAGGUUAUAAGGCCAAAGAUCAAACUUAUGAGCAACGUGCCCCUUCGGCAGGAGUGGGUCUGGAAUCAAAUAAGCAACUGGUUUCGCGAAGGUGACAUCGUGAUAACGGAAACCGGUACAUCUGCUUUUGGUGUCAAUCAAAGCAAGUUUCCAAACAACACCAGGUGCAUAACCCAGGCUUUAUGGGGAUCUGUCGGGUACUCUGUAGGAGCUUGCCUUGGCGCCUCUUUUGCAGCAAGGGAAGAAGGAAACAAUUCGCGAGUCAUUCUGUUUGUAGGAGACGGUGCGCUACAGUUAACAGUCCAGGAGUUAUCCACAAUGAUAAGAUGGGGACUGAAGCCCAUAAUUUUCGUGAUGAACAACAGUGGAUACACAAUCGACAGAUUACUGCACAGAAAAUCCAACGCAGGGUAUCAUGAUAUCCAAGCUUGGGAUAACCUAAAACUUUUGCCCCUGUUCGGAGCUUUAGAUUACGAUACUCGUGUGGUCAAAACCGUGGGUGACUUCCUCGGUCUUGUCAGUGAUCCAGGUUUUGCUCUAAACAACAAAAUUAAAAUGGUGGAAGUUGUUUUGCCACCAAUGGACGCGCCACCUGCCUUGAUGGACAAGUGGCUGGUGGACGAUAAUGAUGAGGAGGUUGGCAGCGAAGAUACCAACGGGUGGCAAUCGUCCAAGCGCAUCAAGCUGGACUCACAGCCUAGCGUUGACAGCCUCGCGAGCAUGGAUAGUCUAGAUAUUUAA
Messenger RNA from Lachancea thermotolerans CBS 6340, 1824 nucleotides. It is a transcript of the gene THI3, whose product is annotated as branched-chain-2-oxoacid decarboxylase THI3. The coding region runs from base 1 to 1824 and encodes 607 amino acids. NCBI's taxonomy places the organism in Eukaryota, Fungi, Ascomycota, Saccharomycetes, Saccharomycetales, Saccharomycetaceae. Gene Ontology annotation, molecular function: thiamine pyrophosphate binding; magnesium ion binding; carboxy-lyase activity. The record is from RefSeq and is a predicted model, not a curated record. The transcript has a single exon.